GCAACAGCAUUUAUAAUCAGCUGCUCUCAGACAGCAGCAGAGGAGCGGGAGGAAACUACACGGUCAGUUCUGCUGCUCUAAAUCACACAGGAGUUUAUGUGUGCAGCGCAGAGAGAGAAAAACCACCCUAUUACACAUGGAACAGCAACGAACAACCACUAUGGGUCACUGGUGUUUCUCCUCCAGUCUCUCUGAUCAUCAGUCCCAACAGAACUCAACACUUAACAUCUGUCUCUCUCUCUCUGAGCUGUGAGGACCAGAGUAACUCUGAUAGAUGGAGAGUGAGAAGAUACACAGACAAUGGGUGGCUGGAAGAUUGUUCAUCAUCACACUGGGGAUCACAGACAGGAUCUACAUGUACAAUCAGCUCCACCAGCACAUCAGACACUGGAGUGUACUGGUGUCAGACUGAAUCUGGAGAGAACAGUCAUCCUGUGAAUAUCACUGUACACCCUGGUGUAAUUCUGGAGAGUCCUGUUCUUCCUGUGACUGAAGGAGAUUCUCUGACUCUACGCUGUUUAUUUCAAAAUUCAACCCUACCAAUUCUCAGAGCUGAUUUCUAUAAAGAUGGAUCACUCAUCCAGAGUCAAACUCCAGAGAUCAUCAUCUCUAAUGUCUCAAAGUCACAUGAGGGUUUCUACUACUGCAAACACCCAGAGAGAAGAGAGUCACCCAAGAGCUGGAUCUCAGUCAGAGCGUCUCAUUCAGAAUCUCAGAUCUCUGUCCUCCACACACUCAGUUCUGUACUGGCAGUUUGUCCAUAUCUGAUAGUGACAGUCGUGCUGAUCUUCAAGUGCUGCAGGAUGAGAGCUAAUGGUUGAUGGAUUCAACAAGAAAUUAACAAGAAAACUUGUAGAGCAAAACUUGAUUUUACCCAACAGGAAUUGUUUGUCAUUACAUACAUUUUCUUAUUUGUAAUUGCAAAAAAAAAAAAAAAAAAAAAAAAUAUUAUCUGAUUUAUGUUGAUCACACAAUGACUCGAACUAAACUGUUUGUUCAUAAAGGUUUGGAAGCUUACUUUACAUUACUGCUUUUUCAGUUGAUUUUCAGUAUUAUUGUAUCAUGAAAGUUAAUGUUUAAUGUUUUAAUUUCGUUCUGCUUUAAUAUUGUAAUAAAGUUAGAUCUUUUACAGUGUAAGUAUUAGUGCAUCUAUGUUAUGUAACCUCUGUGAUGUUUGCCUGCUUUAUAACCACAUGAACAUGUCAUUUGUACACUGUAAUAAAGAAUUUGUUGAGUCAAUUAAAAAUAUUAUG
Carassius auratus (goldfish) is the source of this 1253-nucleotide messenger RNA. RefSeq names its product low affinity immunoglobulin gamma Fc region receptor II-like. Gene Ontology annotation, cellular component: external side of plasma membrane. The annotation marks the transcript as partial. NCBI's taxonomy places the organism in Eukaryota, Metazoa, Chordata, Actinopteri, Cypriniformes, Cyprinidae. The record is from RefSeq and is a predicted model, not a curated record. Gene Ontology annotation, molecular function: transmembrane signaling receptor activity. Gene Ontology annotation, biological process: cell surface receptor signaling pathway; immune response. The transcript has 5 exons.